This is a messenger RNA of Dipodomys spectabilis (banner-tailed kangaroo rat), 4043 nucleotides long. It is a transcript of the gene Atxn2, whose product is annotated as ataxin 2. The transcript is spliced from 25 exons. Lineage: Eukaryota; Metazoa; Chordata; Mammalia; Rodentia; Heteromyidae. The record is from RefSeq and is a predicted model, not a curated record. Gene Ontology annotation, cellular component: cytoplasmic stress granule. Bases 1 to 3954 code for a protein of 1317 amino acids. Gene Ontology annotation, molecular function: RNA binding. Gene Ontology annotation, biological process: cytoplasmic stress granule assembly.
AUGCGCUCGGAGGCCGCAGCUCCUCGGGGUCCAGAGGCGGCCCCCGAGCCUCGCCGCCGUGCCGCCGCCGUCGCCGCCGCCUGCGGCGGUCCCGGGCGGCGCUCGCUCCCGCGGACGGCGCGGCGCGGCGGGAGGGGCGGCGCGGCCGCGUAUCCCUCCGCCGCCCCUCCCCCGCGCGGCCCCGGCCCCCCUCCCCGCGGGCCGCGCUCGCCUCCCUCCGCCUCAGACUGUUUUGGUAGCAACGGCCACGGCGGCGGCGGCGCGUCCCUGCCCGGCUCCCCGCGGCUCCUCGGCUUCGGCGGGCCUCCCCGCCCCUUGGUCGUCCUCCUCCUGCCCCUCGCCCCCCCGGCCGCGCCGCCCCGCGCCGCCCCGCUCGGCGCCCGCGCGUCCCCGCCGCGCUCCGGCGUCGUCUCGGCGCGCCCGGCCCCCGGCUUUCCCCGCCCGGCGUGCGAGCCGGUGCAUGGGCCGCUCGCCAUGUCGCUGAAGCCCCAGCAGCAGCAGCAGCAGCCGCAACAGCAGCAGCAGCCGCAGCAGCAGCAGCAGCCGCCGCCGCCACCGCCGCCGCCGCCGCCACCCGCGGCCGCCAGUGCCCGCAAGCCCGGCGGCGGCCCCGGCCUCCUCUCGUCGCCCGCCGCCGCGCCGGCCCCGACCUCGGUCUCGUCGUCCUCGGCCGCGGCCGCCUCCUCCUCUUCCUCCUCCUCCUCUUCCUCCUCCUCCGCGGCGGUCGGCGCAGGCGGAGGGCGGCCCGGCCUGGGCAGAGGUCGAAAUAGUAACAAAGGACUGCCUCAGUCUUCGAUUUCUUUUGACGGAAUCUAUGCAAAUAUGCGGAUGGUUCAUAUACUUACAUCAGUUGUUGGAUCCAAAUGUGAAGUACAAGUGAAGAAUGGAGGUAUAUAUGAAGGAGUUUUUAAAACAUACAGUCCCAAGUGUGAUUUGGUACUUGAUGCUGCACAUGAGAAAAGUACAGAAUCCAGUUCGGGGCCAAAACGUGAAGAAAUAAUGGAGAGUAUUUUGUUCAAAUGUUCAGACUUCGUUGUGGUACAGUUUAAAGAUAUGGACUCCAGUUAUGCAAGAAGAGAUGCUUUCACUGACUCUGCUAUCAGUGCUAAAGUGAAUGGUGAGCACAAGGAGAAGGACCUGGAGCCCUGGGAUGCCGGGGAACUCACAGCCAGUGAGGACCUCGAGGCUUUGGAAAAUGAUGUUUCUAAUGGGUGGGACCCCAAUGAUAUGUUUCGAUACAAUGAAGAAAAUUAUGGUGUGGUGUCUACGUAUGACAGCAGUUUAUCUUCAUACACGGUACCGUUAGAAAGGGAUAAUUCAGAAGAAUUUUUAAAACGGGAAGCAAGGGCAAACCAGUUAGCAGAAGAAAUUGAGUCCAGUGCUCAGUACAAAGCUCGGGUGGCUCUGGAAAACGAUGACAGGAGCGAGGAAGAAAAAUACACGGCCGUUCAGAGAAACUCCAGUGACCGGGAGGGGCACAGUGUGAGCACCAGGGAAAAUAAAUAUAUUCCUCCUGGACAAAGAAAUAGAGAAGUCAUGUCGUGGGGAAGUGGGAGACAGAAUUCACCACGCAUGGGCCAGCCGGGGUCAGGCUCCGUGCCUUCCAGAUCUGCGUCUCACACUUCAGAGUUCAACCCGAGUUCUGGUGCAGACCAAAGAGUAGUUAAUGGAGGUGUCCCCUGGCCAUCGCCUUGCCCAUCUCCUUCCUCUCGCCCACCUUCUCGCUACCAGUCAGGUCCCACCUCUCUUCCACCUCGGGCCGCCACCCCUACACGGCCGCCCUCCAGGCCCCCCUCGCGGCCAUCCAGACCCCCGUCUCACCCCUCUGCUCAUGGUUCUCCAGCUCCUGUCUCUACUAUGCCUAAACGCAUGUCUUCAGAAGGGCCUCCCAGGAUGUCUCCGAAGGCCCAGCGGCACCCUCGCAACCACAGAGUUUCUGCUGGGCGGGCCUCCAUAGCCAGCGGCUUAGAAUUUGUAUCCCACAACCCACCAAGUGAAGUAGCAGCUCCUCCGGUGGCCAGGACCAGUCCAGCCGGGGGAACGUGGUCAUCAGUGGUCAGUGGUGUUCCGAGAUUAUCUCCAAAAACUCACAGACCCAGGUCUCCCCGACAGAACAGUGUUGGAAACCCUCCCAGCGGGCCUGUGCUCACUUCUCCCCCAGCUGGUACCGCCCCGGCCGAAGCAAUUGCCAUGCCCGUUCCUGCUGCGUCUCCUACGCCUGCCAGCCCCGCCAUCAAUAGAGCCGGGACCCCAUCUGCUGAGGCUAAAGAUUCCAGACUCCAAGAUCAGAGGCAGAAUUCUCCAGCAGGAAAUAAAGAAUGCCUGAAAGCCAUUGAAGCAUCGCCUAGCUUCUCAAAAACUGAAAAUAAAGGUGUAUCACCAGUUGUUUCUGAACACAGGAAACAAAUAGAUGAUUUAAAGAAGUUCAAGAAUGAUUUUAGGUUACAGCCAAGUUCCACAACGGAGUCAAUGGAUCAACUACUAAAUAAAAAUAGAGAGGGAGAAAAGCCAAGGGAUUUGCUCAAAGACAAAAUUGAACCCAUUUGUAAGGACUCUUUCAUUGAAAAUAGCAGCAGCAACUGUGCCAGCGGCAGCAGCCCGAGCGCCUCCCCGUCCGUCCUCAGCAGUGUAGAGCCCAGGAGGGGACCCGAGGUCACCUCCCAAGGCGUGCAGACUUCCAGUCCAGCGUGCAAGCAAGAGAAAGAUGAUAAGGACGAGAAGAAAGAUGCAGCUGAGCAAGUUAGGAAAUCUACAUUGAAUCCCAAUGCAAAGGAGUUCAACCCUCGAUCCUUCUCUCAGCCAAAGCCUUCCACCACCCCAACUUCACCUCGGCCUCAAGCACAACCGAGCCCCUCGAUGGUGGGUCCUCAGCAGCCCACACCAGUCUAUACGCAGCCUGUUUGUUUUGCACCAAACAUGAUGUAUCCAGUCCCUGUGAGUCCCGGUGUGCAACCUUUAUACCCAAUACCCAUGACGCCCAUGCCAGUGAAUCAAGCCAAGACCUAUAGAGCAGUACCAAACAUGCCCCAACAACGACAGGACCAGCAUCAUCAGAGCACCAUGAUGCACCCGGCCUCGGCGGCAGGCCCGCCCAUCGUGGCCACCCCCCCGGCCUACUCCACUCAGUACGUGGCCUACAGCCCACAGCAGUUUCCAAAUCAGCCCCUCGUUCAGCACGUGCCACACUACCAGUCUCAGCACCCUCAUGUCUACAGUCCUGUACUACAGGGUAACGCUAGGAUGAUGGCACCGCCAGCACACGCGCAGCCUGGUUUAGUGUCGUCUUCAGCAACUCAGUACGGGGCUCAUGAGCAGACGCAUGCUAUGUAUGCAUGUCCCAAAUUACCGUACAACAAGGAGACAAGCCCUUCUUUCUACUUUGCCAUUUCCACAGGCUCCCUCGCUCAGCAGUACGCGCACCCCAGCGCUACCCUGCACCCCCAUCCUCCACACCCUCAGCCCUCAGCCACCCCCACGGGACAGCAACAGAGCCAGCACGGCGGAAGUCACCCCGCACCCAGUCCUGUUCAGCAUCAUCAGCACCAGGCCGCCCAGGCUCUCCACCUGGCCAGCCCACAGCAACAACCAGCUAUUUACCACGCGGGGCUGGCGCCCACCCCACCCGCCAUGACGCCAGCCUCCAACACACAGUCGCCACAGAACAGUUUCCCCACAGCACAACAGACGGUGUUCACCAUCCAUCCUUCUCACGUCCAGCCGGCAUACACCAACCCACCACACAUGGCCCACGUACCUCAGGCCCAUGUACAGUCAGGAAUGGUUCCUUCUCAUCCAACUGCCCAUGCGCCAAUGAUGCUAAUGACGACACCGCCACCUGGCGGCCCCCAGGCCGCCCUCGCUCAAAGUGCACUACAGCCCAUUCCAGUCUCGACAACAGCGCAUUUCCCCUAUAUGACGCACCCUUCAGUGCAAGCCCACCACCAGCAGCUGUAAGGCUGCCCUGGAGGACCCGAAAAGCCAAAUCCCCUCCUCCCUUCUACUGCUUCUUCCGACUGGAAGCACGGAAAACUAGUUUCACUUAU